This is a messenger RNA of Paraglomus occultum, 729 nucleotides long. NCBI's taxonomy places the organism in Eukaryota, Fungi, Glomeromycota, Glomeromycetes, Paraglomerales, Paraglomeraceae. The record is from the annotation of a GenBank genome assembly.
AUGUCGGUACAAACCAUUCGAGCGCGAGAGAAGCUGUACCUCACCAAAUUGAAGCUGGAUGUGAAUCAAGUAUUGAUGAUUAUAUGUGCGGGAUGGAAAUUGACUGCCAAACUUAUGGGCUUGACGUUCUACUCACUUGGUUUGCCGGUAGUUAAUUUAAGAGUAAUUGUAGUGCGAAUACUUCUGGAGAUCUGUCUUGAUCAGGGAACUGAAAUAGCAGCAUGUACGAUAGUCGCUAGCCCCUAUCUUCUAUUUAAGGGCUCGACUAAAACCGAGGAGAGAUCCACGAUUGUUAGAAUGUUUCUCCAAAGUCAUUUGAAGUGGGAGGGAGAGAAGAGGGAAAGUGGGUUGCGAUGGGAUAAAUUAGGAUUAGAAGCAAGAAAUGAAGUUCUGAACUGCUAUCGGAAGACAAAGCGCAACUUGAAGAAUAGUCGAACCAAAUCAAAUGCACGCUUUCUUACGAAAAUGUUAACCAUGGACUUAGCCGAUUUAUCGAGUAUCGCUAGUUUUUGUGAUGGACGAGGUGCAUCUAUGGAACCCGUCGUUUCGUGCGGGGAAAUCGCAAAGAUCGGGAUCAGUACUUCUUCAACAGAACCAGCAUUUCUUCAAUCUUCUUUGAGUGGUUUUGUUUCCGGCUUUGCGCCAAAGACAUUCCGUGAACUCUGCAAUGCAUCAAACCAGCCCAUUCCAACGAUCCUCAUCGGCGGAUAUAAUUCUCUAGGGUGGUGA